This is a messenger RNA of Asterias rubens (European starfish), 1149 nucleotides long. RefSeq lists its product as uncharacterized. The coding region runs from base 1 to 1149 and encodes 382 amino acids. The record is from RefSeq and is a predicted model, not a curated record. Lineage: Eukaryota; Metazoa; Echinodermata; Asteroidea; Forcipulatida; Asteriidae. Gene Ontology annotation, molecular function: protein binding. The transcript has 5 exons.
AUGCAAGCAUCAAAAUUGGAAAGCAAUGGCAACUUACAGGCUGUCACCAUACAAGAUCUUUGCGGCACCACCGUCGACAAGGCAGACGCCUUGAGACUACGUUCACACGACAGUGUUGAAGCAUUUAAUGGAGAUCAACUCAUGCCAAAGUGUACGUUUGUUCUCCAGGCUCUAAAGACCAACCAAGGCUUCCUUAUUCAGUUUGAUGAAUAUUUUAUCCUUGAAGAUGCGACAGGCCCACAGCGAGCAGCUAACACCGCGGACAACAUCACCGAAAUCAUUCCCAGCCACUGUAAUAGUUCCUUCUUCCAAAUAUGGGAGGGUGAUGACGUCACGGAUGACGUAGAGCCCAUAGUGACCGCAUGCGGUACGGUGGUGCCGGAUGUUGUGGUCGAGUCCCGGACCCAGUUCGUCACAUUGCGGUUGACAGUGCACCCGACGGCUAGGGUGAACAUCACGGUGUUGGCAACGUCCUUUGAUACAGGACCUUGCACCGACGAAGUGACUGAGUUAAGAUGUCGUAAUGGGCGAUGCGUCCCGAUGACUUUGAGGUGUGACAAUGCCGAUAAUUGCGGCGACAAUACCGACCAACUCGUCUCAGCACCGGCCAACUGUACCCUCGCGACAAUAAAGGGCACCGUUGACUUUCCGUCAGAAAUUCUACUGGGUAGCUUGGCAGCCAUUCUCGUUGCCUUUGGUCUGUACUGGCUGUUCUGGCGUCCAGGCUAUGUGAUAUGGCGACUAGCUUGCUGUCGAAACCUAGCCCGCUGUUGUUGCCACCGCUGCAGCUGCAGAAAGACCACAUUCUGCUGUCAUCCAAUCAAGUGUUUUGGCGGGAGUUGUCAUGGUAACGUUGAGGAUGAGAAGAAGAGUCAGCAAAGUAGUAAGUCAUUGGCAGACGACAGUUCGAAAGAACCCGGACCACUUACGAGGUCUGACGGUAAGAGGGGCAGGAUAGAGAAUGUUUCAACCCGGGGUGAGCGAAAGGCGUGUAUCUUCUGUCCGUGUGGACGUGGGGGAGGGAGACAGGAUCUCAAGGAUUCGGGAGAACAUGACAGACGGGAGGGUGGUGGAUGGAAAGGCCAAGAGGUUAACGAAAAUAUGUAUGACAACGGUGGGGAUGGAGGCCAUGUAAGGGAGUGCAGAUAA